This is a messenger RNA of Siniperca chuatsi (mandarin fish), 3093 nucleotides long. It is a transcript of the gene ttc5, whose product is annotated as tetratricopeptide repeat domain 5. The transcript has 9 exons. The record is from RefSeq and is a predicted model, not a curated record. The coding region runs from base 220 to 1554 and encodes 444 amino acids. Gene Ontology annotation, molecular function: protein binding. NCBI's taxonomy places the organism in Eukaryota, Metazoa, Chordata, Actinopteri, Centrarchiformes, Sinipercidae.
ACUCCAACUUCCGGCGUCACUGAAAUUAAAAGUCUGUUUCCUGUGUGCUAUAAUGAACUGCAUUCGUGCUGUUUCAGGAAAGAAAUUACUGUUUUCUGUCACUGUAUUAACAUUAGAAUCUGAUAUGUAAUACUCGUUUCGUAACUUGGUGCAUUUUGCUCCACUCCACCGGUCACUCUUCCCGCUACCAGGCUGUUGCUGCUCUAAGCUAACGCAAAGAUGGCGGAAGACGAGAAGAGUGGUGAGCCUGUAAAAGACAAAAACGAACUGCAAAUUAUGAAGGAGCUCGUGGAUGAUCUGUAUAAUUUCAGAGAUUGCUAUUUUGAGACUCACAGUGUGGAGGAAGCUGGGAGGAAACAAAGCGAUGUCGCGCAGGAGAUCGAAAAGACUCUGAAGAAGCUGGAGGAGAAAGAAGAUCAUUUUAAACACAAAGCAGAGUUUCUGCUGCAGAAGGGCAGGUGUCUGAACGUAGCUCCUGACUUCAGUGUCGUAGCAGAAGAGUGCCUUUCCCGUGCUGUGAAGCUGGAGCCUGGCUUGGUCGAGGGCUGGAACACAUUAGGGGAGCAGUACUGGAAAAAAGGAGACCUGAUCGGUGCCAAGAACUGCUUCACUGGAGCUUUGCAACAGAGCAAGAACAAAGUGUCUCUACGCAACCUGUCUAUGGUGCUGAGACAGCUGCCAGCAGCGGACAGCGACACCCAUGGCAAGCAGGUGCUGGAGAGUGUGGACAUGGCGCGACAAGCUGUCCAGCUGGAUGUCACAGACGGGACGUCCUGGUAUAUCCUGGGAAAUGCCUAUGUGUCCCUGUUUUUCACCUGCGGACAGAAUCCACAGUUGUCUCAACAAGCUCUAAGUGCCUAUGCACAAUCUGAGAAAGUGGACAGAGCGGCCUCCUGUUACCCAGAGCUGCAUUUCAACCGAUCCACUCUGUUCCAGUAUGAGGAGAUGUUCGGAUCUGCGCUUGGCGGCUACAGCCGAGCAGCAGCGCUGGACCCGGGCUGGGAGGAGCCUCCAGAGAGAGAGAAGCAGCUGCUGGAGUAUCUGAAGAAAGUCACAGAACUCAUACAGAACAAGGGGAAGGUGAAGGCGCGUCGGUUACGGACGAUGCUCUCUAACCUCAACACGUCGGCCUUGGGUCCCUGCUCCUCCCCUCAGUUCCGUUCCCCAACUGGCCGUGUAGGCAGCCUGGAGCCUCGAACUCUUUCCUCCCUCACACACGGUCACAAUGCCGGGGUGGCCGCCCUGGGCAAGGUGGUGUUCAGCCUGGCCUCUGAGGGUCGCAUGGCCUUUACAUUUGGCAUGGUGGAUAGCGAGGAGACAUGUAUAGUGGUGAUGGUAUACAACACAGCAGACAGCUGGGGCGUCCUGAUAGGAGACACCGUAGUCAUUCCUGAACCUCAGGUCAAACGAAACAGUAUAACACAUAAAGAUGAGUCGUUUGACUUCAGAAGUAUACGAGUGGACUCUCCUCUGCUCCUCAUUGUCAAUGGCAAGAAACAAAACAUCCAAAGUCAGAUUGCUGCGUCUGUCAGCUACAAGCCCCAGAGCGAAUGAGCUGAACAAGAAGUGAGAGGACCAAUGUGUUUGUCUGGAUUUUGAAGAAAAGUUUUGCAAAAUUAUGGAAGUGUGAAGUUUCCAAAGUUUGUGCCUGUUUUUUGUGUUGUUUUGUAAAUAGAGUUCACCCUGUUACUUUGUCUUUAGAGAGACAGUUUGUUUAUAUUUAUAAAUGUUUCUUUUUUUGUAUUCUGUUGUUCAUGUAGUUCUUUAGCAAAUGAAUGAACCUGUGAUGAUGAGGAUGUGAUGUCAGAAUUGUGACUUAAGUUUACCCUGAAAGAAAUUAUUUUUAUUGUAAACAUAUUGUUUGCGUGUUGUCUUAAAACAGCAAUUUUCAAAGUGGUCAUGGGGUCACCAUGGGUCCCCUCAAAAAUGGGGGCGUCUCCUUAUACUUCCAAUCAACAACCAACCAACUGGUCCAGUUUAAAAUCACAAAUCAAACAGUGUGCAUGACAGACCACCUACUGUUAUUCAUUCAGUAACAUGUGUACUGUAUCAGUAAAGAAAAAUGUAUGACUUGAUUUUUUUUUUUUUUUUUUUCAACUAGAAAAGUCAAUGUGUAUAGCAUUCUUUAUUUUUGUGGCCCAAAACAAGCCAUCCUGCUUAGGUUAACCCUUACCCCAACCCCCUGAACCUUUUAUACUUUUCAGAUAUUAAUCACAUGUGAAAAUACUGAAACGAACACAGUGGAGUCCGCCUGAUUACAUUAAUUCCUUAAAUCUGUUUUUGACAAGAAACAGGUGAAGCUUAUACUAUACUGUGCUAUUUUCUUUUCGCUAAAUCCGACACAAUCUGCAUUAACAGAGGAGACUGUAAGACGGUGCUAUGUGUAAACAAAUAGUUUAUGUUGUAUUUACACUUCAAGUACUUCAUAACACAAAUGUAUGCUUAGGUAGAGACCAGGACUCAAAGCUGAACAUUGGCAUUUCAGUCCUAGUUUGAGUACAAUAUUUGUUAUUAUUGGUCAAAAACACAUUUAUACUUAAAAAUUACAAUAAAUGCUACAAAAAAUGCACUCAGGAAAACACUGCCAACUAAACUAAUACUAAAACAACAGAACACUUUAACGUAUAUAAAUAAAUGUAGUUAAGUUAAAUGUGCUACAGUCACUAUGAAACCUGUUCCUGUCUCAGUGCUUCUUGACGAAGGUUCGGCCUCUCUCCCUGGCGGGGGAGCUGAACUGGAAGAAGCUCUUGGCUCCGUCAGCCUCCAGGCAGGAGAAGAAUCUGCUGUCCCCAUCGUAGCCCACGGAGAGGAACUGAGGGCUUCUCUGGGGAGUUGCCUGCCGAGCUACACCUGGGUGACACGCAGGGGGGUUGAUGGAUGUCUCAGUUGUUAAACUGAGGAAAAUUCCCUUACAUAGACAAUCAGCUCAUUACUCCUACUGUUCUGUCUUGAUGACCACUUCUUGACAAAACACCUACAGCUGUGUCUCCCUUUGAGCCGUUUAACAUUAUUCUCACUGUGCUUCCUUCCUAUUGUCAUUAAUCAGUGUGGGCACAACAUGACAACUGAUUUAAUAAAAGCAUUCAAUUCUCA